AUGGCAGAGAACCGGCGCGGCUGUUUGGAAGAUGGACUGCGGCGGUAUCAUGAGCAACCUGUCAGUCAGCACACGACACAGUGGCUCGACCAAUGGAUCCGUAACACGCAGCACCGCACCAAUUCCGUCGUUUUGGCGCCGCUUAUGGACAGUUCCGAUGAUUGGGGCCGGUUAAGGGAACAAGGUUAUGCGGGGGAUGAUUUGCUUAAAUUUUGCGAUCCCCUGCGGAAAGCAAGGCUGAGCCAACACUUAGUGUGUGCGCUAGUGUACGAUCGAGAGAUAGCAGCGCUAGUGGAAGGGGUUCCAGCGGCUACGCGCGCGUCCGAGAAGCUUCGAUCACAUAUCAACCUACUGAGCACGAAUGCUUUGUACAGGAAGGCGUAUUACUCGUCCGCCAGCGUGGCUGACUGGGCGGAAAUUGAGCGGUUUUUCUCCUCAGGGCUCACCCGUCCUGCGGCGGCAUUUCUCCUCCAGUACUAA
Messenger RNA from Peronospora matthiolae, 480 nucleotides. Lineage: Eukaryota; Oomycota; Peronosporomycetes; Peronosporales; Peronosporaceae. The record is from the annotation of a GenBank genome assembly.